Messenger RNA from Zymoseptoria tritici IPO323, 447 nucleotides. RefSeq lists its product as uncharacterized. The record is from RefSeq and is a predicted model, not a curated record. NCBI's taxonomy places the organism in Eukaryota, Fungi, Ascomycota, Dothideomycetes, Mycosphaerellales, Mycosphaerellaceae. Gene Ontology annotation, cellular component: intracellular membrane-bounded organelle. The transcript is spliced from 2 exons. Gene Ontology annotation, biological process: vesicle-mediated transport. Bases 1 to 447 code for a protein of 148 amino acids.
AUGGCGACUAGUUGCACAUAUACCGCAUUCGGCGGCCGACGCUGCUACGGCAAUCGAUACAGCACCUGGAACAGCUGGGCGAGAUGGCUCGUCCUCGGCCUGGUUGUUGGCGCAGCGAUUCUCUUCUUCUUGGUCUUCUCAUGCAUCUCCGCCCGUCGUCGCCGUAAGGCUGGCAGCCAGCCUUUCCGCGGAACAGGCUGGGCUCUCGGCAAGACACCGAACCGCAACGACAACACCGCGCAGCCCUACUACGGCAACAACAUGCAGAACAUGCAGACCACGCAACCAUACUACAACAACUCGAACAACCCCGCACCCCCGCCAACCUACGGCGGCGCGAACAACAGCUACUAUGGCAAGGACAACACUGGUGUGCAGGCACCGGCGCCAGCAUAUGGUGGAUAUGCGCCGCCGCAAGGCCCACCGCCGGGUGGUAGGAAUUACUAG